Molecule: messenger RNA, 3546 nt
Organism: Elephantulus edwardii (Cape elephant shrew)
Lineage: Eukaryota; Metazoa; Chordata; Mammalia; Macroscelidea; Macroscelididae
Gene: MAP4
Product: microtubule-associated protein 4
Exons: 20
Coding region: 1-3546 (1181 amino acids)
Biological process (GO): microtubule cytoskeleton organization; neuron projection development
Cellular component (GO): neuron projection
Molecular function (GO): microtubule binding
Source: RefSeq, a predicted model, not a curated record
AUGGCUGACCUCAGUCUUGUAGAUGCAUUAACAGAACCAACUCCAGAGAUUGAAGGAGAAAUAAAGCGGGACUUCAUUGCCACAUUGGAAGCCGAGGCCUUUGAUGAUGUUGUGGGAGAAACUGUUGGAAAAACAGACUAUAUUCCUCUUCUGGAUGUUGAUGAAAAAACUGGAAACUCGGAGUCAAAGAAGAAAUCAUGUGCAGAUACUAGCCAGGUUGAAGGUACACCAUCUUCUAAACCAGCAGUGCUAACCAAUGGAGAUCAUGAAAUAAAAGAGAAUGACACUACAGAGUUCCCUACUGAUUUUCUUGAUGAGAAAAUAGUCUACCAGGACUAUAUAAAUAGUGGAAACUGGCCUGAAGAUCCAGACUUUUGUUACCAACCAGAGCAAGUGUUAAAUCCUCUUCAGUCUGGUUCCUUUCAGAUGCACCACGAUGAUGGCCUGGCAGAUUCUCUCUUUUACCCCAGUACCACAACGAAUGUCUCACCAUUCCCAGGGAAAAAUGAUCCUUUCCAGAACAUUUAUGGUAUGCCUCAUUGUGACACAUUGGCUUCAGCGACUGGUGAUGUUCUGCAGGGGUGGUCUGUGGAAGCCCCCAACUCUCCAUACUCCACAUCCUUCUUUCCCCCGGACACUAGUAACCAAUCUCUGCCGCACACGGAAGAGCCAGCAAAGGACAUAGAAAUGGCAUCACCAAAAGAGAUGACACCCACAAAAGUAUUGGAAAUAUUCCCAGCUGAAGAACCAGAGAUGAUGGCCCCAGUCAGGGACAUGGAACCAACCACAGAAACAGAGAUGACAUUAACUAAAGACAUGGAACCAUCCACCAAAUCAGAUGUGCUGGCCAAAGACUUGGAACCAGAUUUGUUUGCAUCAGAUUUGGCAGUAGCCAAGGACGUAUUACCCAAAGAAACAGAGGUGGUCUCAGCCCAGGAUGUUAAAUUGCCCACAGAAGCAAAUGCAUCUUUGGACAAGGACAUGGUACUAUCCACAGACACAGAGGUAACUCUGGCCAAGGAUUUAACAGGGCUUAAAGAAGCAGAAGUAAAGCCAUCUAUUAAAAUGGAUUUGGUCUCAUCUGAGGGCUUGGUGUCACUCUCUCAAGUAGAUGUGGCUAAGGACAGCGUAACAGCCACAGAAAUAACCCCAGACGAGGAAGGGCCCCUGUCCCCAAGAAAAGAGGUUGCUUUCGACGAAGAUGUGGCACUGCCUACAGAGGCAAAGGUAGUCUUAACCAAAGAUGUGACUUCAUCCCCAGAACCAGAAAUGGCCUUGGCCAAGGGUGUUGACUCACCUCCAGAAGCAGAGGUAACCCCCAUUAAGGAUGUGGCUCCACCCCCAGACACAGGAAUGACCUUGACCAUGGAUGUGACUCCACCUCCAGAAGCAGAGGGAACUCCAGUCAAGGAUGUGACUCCAUCCCCAGAAACAGAAGUGGCCUUGUCCAAGGAUUUGGCUCCACCUCCAAAACCAAAUGUAGCUCCUAUCAAGGAUGUGGUUCCUUCCUCAGAAAAGGAGAUGGCUCCAGCCAAGUGUAUGCCUCUGCCUCCAGAAGCAAAAGCUGCCCUAGUCAAGGACAUUCCUCUGUCUCCAAAAACAGAAGUAGCUCUGCUUAAUGAUUUGACGGUGCCUUCUGGAACAGAUGUGACCCAAGCUGACAGUGUGACUCCAACCCAGGAUGCUCUGCCACCCUCUGCAGCAGGUGUGGCACCAACUCCAGUUCAAGCCACAGAAACCACGCAAACACAGGAAAGAAUAAGGGAAGAUUCCCUGUCCGAAUCUCUCCAGGAUAAGGAACAGUCACCUGUUUCCGUGAUUUCACCAGAACCAGUCACAGCCACCAGCCAGAACUACAGCUUGCCAACAGAUUCUGUGUCUGAGGAACUAGAACAGAAGAAACAAGUCAGCAGUCAGCCUGAUGAACUGUCUUCAGGGAUCUCAGGAGUGUCCAAGCCAGAGGAAGGGCGGCCUCCUGUGAGUGUGACCGGAAAUGACAUCACUGCCCCUCCAAAUAAGGAGCUCCCACCAAGCCCAGAGAAGAAAACAAAGCCUUUGGCCACCAUUCAUCCUGCAAAGACUUCAACAUCGAAAACCAAAGCACAGUCCGCUCCUAGCCCUAAACAGCUGGCACCCACCACCCCUGGUGGGUCAAAUAAAAAACCCAUGAGCCUUGCUUCCGGCUCAGUGCCAGCUGCCCCUCCCAAACGCCCUGCUGCUGCUCCUGCCCGGCCUUCCACCUUAUCGUCAAGAGACGGGAAGCCAAAGCCUGUUACAGAGGCAAAGGUUACUGAGAAGCGAACUUCGCUAUCCAAGCCAGCCUCGGCCCCAGCCACCAGACCUGGCUCUAAGAGCACCCAGACGGUCCUGACGGUUUCGAAGGCUGCAUCAUCGAGCACUCCCACAUCAGCUGUGCCAAGCAGUAGGAGCUCCCCCAUGCCUCUGCACAAGAGGCCUGCUUCUGUCAAGACUGAGGGGAAACUUCCAGACGUCAAGAAGGUGGCUGCAAAGUCUGCGUCAGCUGACUUGAGUCGCCCAAAGAGUACCUCUGCCACUUCUGUGAAGAAAAAUACCACUUCAACUGGGCCAACACCCCCAGCAGGAAUGGCUCCCAGCCGAGUCAAGUCCACCCCUAUGGCUCCUCGGACCUCCGUGAUGGCCCCCAAAGACAAGAAGCCUGUGCCAGCCAAGCCCAGUUCCUCUGCCCUCAGUCAGAGCCGUCUGGGUACCAGUACUUCCACCCCUGAUUUGAAGAAUGUCCGCUCGAAGAUUGGCUCCACAGAAAACAUCAAACAUCAGCCUGGAGGAGGCCGGGCCAAAGUAGAGAAAAAAACAGAGGCAGCUGCUGCAGCUGGAAAGCCUGAACCUAAUGCAGCCCCUAAAACAGCCGGCCCCACUGCCAGUCCACAGAAACAGCCUACUGGGAAAGUCCAGAUAGUCUCCAAAAAAGUGAACUACAGCCAUAUUCAGUCCAAGUGUGGUUCCAAGGACAAUAUUAAGCAUGUCCCUGGAGGUGGCAAUGUUCAGAUUCAAAACAAGAAAGUGGACAUCUCGAAGGUCUCUUCCAAAUGUGGUUCCAAGGCUAACAUCAAGCACAAGCCUGGUGGAGGAGAUGUCAAGAUUGAGAGUCAGAAGUUGAACUUCAAGGAGAAGGCUCAGGCCAAGGUGGGAUCGCUCGAUAAUGUGGGCCACCUGCCUGCGGGAGGUGCUGUGAAGACUGAGGGCGGUAGCAGCGAGGCCCUUCCGUGUCCGGGCCCCCCUGCUGGGGAGGAGCCAGCCAUCCCUGAGGCAGCGCCUGAAGCUGGCACCCCCUCUUUGGCCAGUGGCUCUAGUGGCCACACCACCCUUUCAGGGGGUGGUGACCAAAGGGAGGCCCAGACCUUGGACAGCCAGAUCCAGGAGACAAUCCACCUGGAGGAGGAGUGGAAGUGGGUUCAUGCAGAGAGCUCCCCAACCAGCCCCCCUAUAGUCCACAAGCGCUGCCGCUCCAUUAGCCCCACAGGGACACUCACACCGGAGUGCCGGCCCCCUUCCCAGGUUAGUUAG